AUGACAUCAGGCUUUGCGGCGUUUGCUCGGUCAGAGUGGAAUGACCAUGUGUCGUAUGCGGUGCAGCAUGGCGAGGCUGUCUAUCAGAGAUUCAAGACUACGCGGCGCUCCCUUGGCUACGCCACCAGCGAUCCUGUCAUCCCAUCGAAAGGGAUGAUGGCAAGGCGGAUGAGUGGGGCUGAAGCUCACUUGCUUGGGUCAAAGGAGUUUGCGAUUCUUCAGUUGGACGUGGACAUGCAGCGGUUGUUCGAGCGAGGCCUGUUGGAGUUCAAGCCUGGUUGCAAGUUCUGCUGCCUACUCGAUCGCAACAUCUUGCGCGAAGCGACCCUCUCCUUUUCUACUAUCAGCGUCAAGAUUUCGGAAGAGGGCGACGCUGUGAAGUCCUUGCCGGAUGAGCCGCAUUGCUACUUCUCGGACUUGCACUUGUGCGUGUAUGCAGCCUGGCUGGCUGGUGGCAAUAAAGGAAGCGACAUCAAGAUCGAGCGCGUUGCUGCCAAUGAUCUUCCGCAAGGACGCGCCCGUUACCUGAAUAGCAAGCUUGAACCACAGGAAGCGCAAGGCAAUUUGCCUGCAUGCAUUGACCCAUCAGAUGUCUUUUUGCACGCAGAUGAUGAUAUCCAAGGCGAGGUUGAGGACAGGUGUGUGCCAGGGCAAUGGCUUCCAGGCAGCAACGUUGGUUCUUGGAUUAGUCCCUUUGCUCCCAUCAGUCAACAAGCUUUGGUCCUGAUCGGAAAUGCAUGGACCAACGUUUUUCGGGUACCCAAAAGAAUUCUCAAAGCCUGUCAAAGCUAUUUGCCGAAUAUCAAGGGCAUGAACAGGUGCUCUUUGCAAGUGGCCUUUGUCAGCCAGCUGCUGGCAGUGUCGCCGCACAGUGUCCGAGCUUGGAUCGAGGGCUUGAAGCAAAACGAAUGGGUUCCAGUACAAAAGCAAUCUCUAUCAGAUUGGUGGCAGCGAAAAAACAAGACUUCCUUGCAUGACGGUGACGCCCCUGCAUCGAAGCCCCAGAGUGAAGUGGAUUCAGAAUCAGUGCUGUUAGAGCGAGUUGUGCAACGGGCCUUGUAUUGCUGUUUUGAGAACCGUACUGGCUUGGAAUAUGAAAGAGAUAUGGCCAGUUUGGCAGAUCUUUGUCCUGGGAUGUUCGGGACCACUUGUCGUGGCCGGGAGUUUUACACAAAUGUCAUCCACUUGGCCGCUACAUCGAUGCGCCACCUGGACGGACUAGACCUAUCUCUAGCACUUCCAGGGCUCGGUAUUUGUUCGGACGUGAGCCUCAUGCUUGACCCUGUUUCAUUAGGCACUGGAACUUUCGCGAGACAUGGAACGACCUUGGUGCUCUGCGUGGCCAGCAUCAGUGCACACACGCACCGAAUACAGAGCAUAUUUCUAGAUGCCCCAACCAUGUCCAUGCAAGGGCAUACGGGUGACAGCGUCAGGGACUUGGCCCUGGAAACCAUGAAAAAUCACCCAGCUUCCUUGAGCAUGGCAGCUUUGAAAGGUAGAUUGUGUUGCGUGACUGGCGAUGGUGCUUUAUGUCAAGGCGGUCGUCUCGCACAACAUUCUUCGAGCGGAGCCUGUGAGAAAAUUUGGGUUGAAAUUCAUCCAGGUGAAGUGUCUCAUUGCACUACGUGGGACAGAUUCCACCAAGUCGAUCGUGCAGUCUGGAAGUCCAUAUUAAAGUGCAGCGCGGCAGAAGAAAUUUUUGACAUUGCUGCAGCUCUUGACUCAUUGUUUGGCAUUGGAGAAGGCAAGCUCUUGUUAAGAGCCGUAGGCGAAUUGCUUCCUGUUGAUCAGGACAAACCGCAAAGCACCAUGCGUGCAGGCGGCACGCGCAAAGUGGGGCACUUAAGCAAGGUACCAGGCAACAUUGUGCGAAAUCUGCCAGCUUACAUCCUCGGCCUCCAUGGCCGCAUAGCGUGGAAAAGGUCAGGGCAUGGAAAGCAGACCCUGGCAACUUUGCUGUCAUCGGCCUUCGAGAGCUGUGUGCGACCAUAUGUUUUGGCCUCCCAGAAAGCGGUCGAGCCGUGGGUCCUUCGCAAAGCCGAAAUGCGCAUGUUGCAAAAUAUUGAUCGUAUGGUGGCCAGUAUCCAAGAGGCUAGCAAAUUCCUUGCAAUCCUUGCGCUGCUUCGCCCGCAUUUGUCAAGAGCAGAGGUUGCUCGAUUCAUCGUGGCGCGGUCUAGCCAAUCGUCUGCUCGACUGAUUUUUGAGUUUUGGUUGCGCCUGCCUGGAUUGGUCACCAAAAGCCCGCCCAUGCUGGGCAAGUGCGCCUUGCAACAGCAAGAUUUGCCAUUGGAACAGGGCUCCAUUUGUCUUAGCCCGCAUUGCCAGUGCGCGAGCAAAUUAGCUCAUUUGAACAACGCUGCCAAGCCAGAAGAAUUGCCUUUGAUUUCGGUAGUGAGAGCUUCCCGGAAGAGGAAAAGACAUCGCGAAAUUCCUGUUCCAGUGUGGGUGGCUUAUGGGGCUGCAAUCGCAAGCACCAGCCAAGAUACAGCUACAGAGGCCCAAACUCCAAGAUUUCAGGUGUGUCCUACUCCAAAGCCAACAGGCAUACCAGACAUGUUUCGCAGAAAGGGGUGCCAGGUGCCUAUCACAGUGUACCAGCAGCAUGCAGACAUACAAGCUUCUUUAACGUCAUCUUUGGGCUUUCUGAAGAAUUUGCAAGAAAACAUCAAAGCCGCUCUUGGCGAUGCUGGCGUGAACGAGCACAUGCAGCGUCUCCUCUCUGACGCAUGUGAAGCUUGGGAUUGGGACUUCCUGUUGCACAAUAAACCUUUAAACCGACAUGUGGAUGCUUUCAUGAGACUGGUGGACUCUCUCAAGUGCACUUUAGAUCACAGUGCGUGGCCAGAUGAGAACUUGUGGCCUGGCAUUCGCAGAUCCUGGAGCAAAAGGGGUGAACUUAUUUUGUCGUAUGGCAUGCUUUUGAAGCGGGUGCGGAUGGUUGCCCAAACGCAGUAUGCAACAUCGAAUGCUUCGGGUAUCCCUGCAGAUGUCUUGUUGUCCGCUGCUGCCUGGAGCACGCCCUCCAUGUGCUUGGUGUCUCCAUGCUGGGUCUUUAGCCCUUUGUUGCAGUGCUUCCAGGCUGUUUUCAAAUCCAGUCUGUAUGCGACCCGAACUGCUACGCUGGUGUCCGCUUUCCUGGGCAAAUUCGACAGCCUUGAUUUUCCCAGUCAACCUGAGCUAAGUGUGAGUGCCACUUCUUUGUUUCCUGUGUCUUGCCGGAUCCAAUGUAGUUUUGUCUAUUUUGCAAUAAUUUAUAUAAAGAACAUAAAGAGAACGGUGUCCUUCCAACAUUUUUGUGUGGAGGCAACCUGUCGCACCAAUCUCCGCCGAAGAAAGCGUGUGCUGCACGACCCUCGAGCAAUCUCUGUGGGAAGUAUUCUUUCGCUGGCAAACAAUGCUGGUCGACCUCGCAAGCUCGUUCUUGUCGUUGAAGUACAGUUUGCAAUCAACCAUCAGGCCGUGUCGCUCGCGCUGGAUAAACACCGUUUUUUUUGCCAUGGGGCACAACACUGUGGGGAAGUAUCGCAGUAAAGAAAUUGGGUGGCAUGCUGCUCGAAUUCAUCAUCAUUGCCGCUUGCUCGAUCCUCCCGAACAACCAUGCGAGCAUGUUGGAAGCUUGUUGCACGGAGCAUGGAACCCAUCUCAAAAUUAUGCACCUCAACCUUUGAUCGACCAAGCCCUUCUGAAGCAAGCUCGCGUAUCUUGCAUCUUUGGAUCUCCUCGAGACCGCUUGCUCGUCAAAAUUGUGUGCCAGAUUCUUGAGAAAGCUAAAAUUCGGGUGUCUAGCAACCAGAGAGCUCUGCCAGUACAACAAAUCCAGGCCAUGCGUGUGGCUGCCCAAGAAGCGGGGCGGUGCUAUGAUGGAUUGUUUGGCCACGCCUCGAUGGAUAUUCUGGAAGUUGCUAUUCCAGACGAGUGGGUUGGCUCUUCCUGUUUGAAGACCCGGGACAUCCGCGAAUCUCGGAGACGGAGCCUGCAUGAUUCUCUCCCUGUGGAUUUGCCAAGCACCAUUUCUGAAGCAUUGAAGCCAUAUGUCGGUAAAGAAAUUCUUGAGCCACCACCAAUGACUGUACGAUUGUCAAAACAAAAAAUGCGCAAUUCGGCGCCUUCUUCCAAGAAGGCUGCUUUGGCAGAAUGGCUGGAAAGCUCAGAAGGGCAGCUUUGGAGAAAGGAAAG
Durusdinium trenchii is the source of this 4176-nucleotide messenger RNA. NCBI's taxonomy places the organism in Eukaryota, Dinophyceae, Suessiales, Symbiodiniaceae. The record is from the annotation of a GenBank genome assembly.